ACAAUGCCAGAGCUGUCAGAAAACAAUGGGAUCAAGUGGAUGACCUCUCUGGAAGCAAAAUUUGAGGAUGCAAAAGAGAAAAAACCUACUGCAGAGAAGCUUGAACGACUGAGGAGAGAAAAGAUAAACCGAUUCAGGAACCAGCACAGGAUCAAUGUCCAGGGCACAGAUCUCCCUGACCCCAUUGCCACCUUUGAGCAGCUUCAGAAGGAGUACAACAUCCAUCCCAAAAUCAUGGAGAACAUCCAGGCUGCAGGAUUCCAGGUCCCCACUCCGAUCCAGAUGCAGGCGAUUCCCGUCAUGCUGCAUGGUCGGGAGCUUCUGGCUUCAGCUCCCACUGGGUCUGGAAAAACACUGGCAUUUUGUAUCCCUCUCCUAACACAUCUGAAGCAACCCAGGAACAAAGGAUUCCGAGCUCUGAUCAUAUCACCGACCCGAGAACUUGCCAGCCAGACCCACCGGGAGCUGGUGAAGCUGGCAGAGGGCACAGGCUUCAGAAUCCACAUGAUCCACAAGGCAGCUGAAGCAGCCAAGAAGUUUGGGCCCAAGUCUUCCAAGAAGUUUGAUAUACUGGUUACCACUCCCAACAGACUCAUUUACUUGCUGAAAGAGGAUCCUCCAGCAAUAGAUUUGAGCAGUGUGGAGUGGCUGGUGGUGGAUGAGUCAGACAAGCUGUUUGAGGAGGGGAAGUCGGGGUUCAGGGACCAGCUGGCCUCGGUGUUCCUGGCAUGCACAUCCCACCUGGUCAGAAGAGCCUUGUUCAGCGCAACCUUCGCGCAGGACGUGGAGGAGUGGUGCAAGCUCAACCUUGACAGCAUUGUCCUGGUCUCUGUGGGAGCAAGAAACUCUGCAGCAGAGACAGUAGAACAAGAGCUGCUGUUUGUUGGAUCUGAGACAGGAAAACUAACAGCAAUGAGAGAACUUGUUAAAAAGGGUUUUGCUCCUCCAGUUCUUGUUUUUGUCCAGUCUAUUGAGAGAGCUAAAGAGCUUUUCCAUGAGCUUAUUUAUGAAGGCAUCAAUGUGGAUGUGAUCCAUGCAGACAAGACUCAGCAGCAGAGGGAUAAGGUAGUGCACAGUUUCAGAGCUGGGAAGAUCUGGGUGCUCAUCUGCUCAGCCUUACUAGCUCGAGGGAUUGACUUCAAAGGAGUGAACAUGGUCAUCAAUUAUGACUUGCCAACGAGUGCAGUGGAAUACAUCCACAGGAUAGGUCGCACUGGCAGAGCAGGGCACAGAGGAAGAGCUGUCACCUUCUUCACAGAGGAUGACAAACCUUUGUUACGGAGCAUAGCCAACGUUAUCCAGCGUGCUGGCUGUCCUGUGCCAGACUACAUAAAACACUUGCCCAGGCUGCAAAGCAAACAAAAGAAGAAAUUCAUUAAGAAGCCUUUGACAAGAGAAUCCAUUUGUACCAUCCCAAAGUGCUUCAUGAAAAAAGGCAAGAGGAAAAUGAAAGCUACAAAGGAAAAUACUAAGGGAAAGAAGAAGGUUAAAGAACACAGCAAGGACAGUGAGUUACAGACUGUUUCAGAGAGCUGAAUUCAGACUCGUGGCCUGGGGCUGACACCUCUGUGCUGAAGAACAGAAGAAUGAAGGUGACAGCAGUGGUGAAGGGAGAAGAACAUUUCUCAAGUUUCCUUCUGGGGGAGGAUGGAGCUUCACAUGCAGGAAAGACUCUGCUGCAGUGCCAGAGAGGAUUCCUGGAUGCUUCUGACAGAAGCUGCAGCCUGUGCUCCUGCAGUGAAUGCCUUGUGUGUUACU
Molecule: messenger RNA, 1758 nt
Organism: Acanthisitta chloris (rifleman)
Lineage: Eukaryota; Metazoa; Chordata; Aves; Passeriformes; Acanthisittidae
Gene: DDX52
Product: DEAD (Asp-Glu-Ala-Asp) box polypeptide 52
Exons: 13
Coding region: 4-1536 (510 amino acids)
Biological process (GO): maturation of SSU-rRNA
Molecular function (GO): RNA helicase activity; nucleic acid binding; ATP binding
Source: RefSeq, a predicted model, not a curated record